Molecule: messenger RNA, 2439 nt
Organism: Ectocarpus siliculosus
Lineage: Eukaryota; Phaeophyceae; Ectocarpales; Ectocarpaceae
Source: the annotation of a GenBank genome assembly
UCUUGUGCUGGCAGGGCAAUAGGCAGGAACGCUUCGGCCCACCCCACCAACGAAAUGGAGCUCUCCCGUAAGAGCGCGGGCCUCGCCCUCUUCUUCCUCGGGCUUGCCGCUAGGCAAGCCUCGGCUGUCACCACCUGCCCCGCCCUCAUCACCGCGGUUGAGGCCAUCUCCGGCACAGGGACGGCAGAGCUCGAGGGCAGCUUUACGUGCGACACACACAUCACGGUCGCUGCUAGCCAGGAUGUCACCAUCAGCGGCGCCUACACCAUCACCCUGGGCCCACUCUUCGCCGGCAGCACGGACACGGACGCGGGGGGCAGCCUGUUCAUGAACGAGGGCACGCUGAAGCUCGACGGCAUCACGUUCGCCACGGAAACAACGGAUGGGAACCGCGCUGUCUGGAACGCCGGAACGCUUUCGCUGGAAGGCUGCACGUUCGAACUUUACCCGACCGGAGCAUUUCUCUCGAGGGGCGGUGUGGUUUACUCCGACUCUGCGGGAACGAUUUCCAUCUCAGACUCCACCUUCACAUCAAACCUCGCGAGCGAGAGGGGCGGUGCAGUGUACGCCAUCGGCUCCGAAACCCUCACCAUCGCGGACUCCCUUUUCAGGGGCAACGAAGUUGGGACGGGCGUUGACGCGGACGGCGCAGGAGGCGACGUUUACGUAGGCACCAACGUUGAGCUCACGGUCACUGGCACUACGUUCUCGACGUCUGUGGCCGAGUACGGCGGAGCUGCCAUCGAGUGCUGCGGCGCGGUAAUCUCCAACUGCACCUUCACGGGAGCGGACACUUCCAGCGACGCCGCACACUACGGCGGGGCGCUGCUGGUCAACCGCCCUGACCAAGACCCGUGCCCGAGGGACCUUGACCUCUCAGACUCGACGUUCAGCGGGUGCACCGUAGUUAGCACUACUGGAGCGGGCGGUUCCGUGGCCAUCUUCGACACUUCGGCAACAAUUACCGACUGCACUUUCGAGAGCAGCGUUGGCACGGCGGUGCUGUUCUCGUCUUCCAGCGAUUCCGGAGAACACCAGCUUCUCAUGAACUACGUCCAGUUCAACCUCAACACCCUCCCCGCUGAGGCGUACGUCACCGACACUGAGCAGGGAGCUGCGAUCGUCGUGACGAACACGGGCGUGGCUGAUGGAGAGACGACGGUGACCAUGGGCGAGUUCGACGACAUAUACUGCUUCGCCAAUGAGCCUUACGAGUGCGAGUUUGUGUACGAUCAGUCGGACAUUGUCCACAACGGGGAGUUUAAGUGCCAAAUCUGCGAUAUCGACGGGGUGCAACAAGUCAGUGGCACCGACGGCGACUUGACCGGAAGCAUCGACCAGAGUUCGAGCUCCAACUCGUGGGACUCCAAGGACUACAUUAUCAUUGGCCUGUCGGCAGCUUUGGCAUUGUGCAUCAUCCUCGCAAUCGGCUUUCUGGUAGCACGGGCGUACAAAAAACACAGGGCGCCCAGUGAAACACAGCCCCCUCCCACAACAGGCACUCCCGCUCCACCUGCCCCACCCGCACCGGCAGCCCCACCAGCCACAACAGGCACUGCUGAGCCUGUCGAAUCGUAAGCUGUGGACGUGUCGAGCUUCCAGCACCAUUAGCAGUUUGCGAAGUCUCCGGAAGCGGAAAAAAAAAACAAGGGCGAGUAGAUCGCUACGUCAUGAUAGUGGUAAGGCGAUAUGCCAUUCUUUGAAAUGUGAUGCGUGUACAGCGUGUGACGACGCAAAACCGCCACAGAAGGCCGAACGUUGGAGGCCUCAUGCGAGUAUUGGUCUAACUUGCAUGGCUUGCGAUAUGCUCGCCAAGGUAUUGGGCAACGAUUGCACCAGAGUUUGUGGUAGAAAAUUCACGAAGUUUUUCACCCGUGACCAGAAAGGUCAUACUGUAGAAGAGUCUAUUUCGAGAGAAUGACGUACCCCGAGUCUUGUAUGGCUUGCACUGGGUAACGUUUUGAGCAACGAUUGCAACAGAGUUUGUGGUAGAAGUUUCAAAAUGUUUUCCACCGCCUACCGGAAUGGUCAUAGGAGAGUCUAUUCUGAGAGACUCAAGUACCCCUAGAGCAAUACGCAUCCGCUAGAAGUUGUGUUUCAGGUACAUAGUUUCACAGAACACGUGUUUUUCAAGGCGAGCAAACCGCGCCAGAUGGCGAGACUGUAGGGGGUGUCCUUGGCUUUCCAGUUCGAGGCCAGCUCAUUUUUAAACGUGUCAUCAACGAGGACACGGGCACGCAAACCAGUCUAUCACCAUUUUUGAGGAGAAGACGGCUCAAAAAAUAUUUGUUCUGGACGGCGCCCAGCGUUUGCUUUCAUUGGGGGAAUUCACAUCCAAAUAGAAUUUCAGUAAAUGGACUGGUCCGGCCUGAUUGGAUCCGCACUGUGUGUUCGUAUUAUUGCUCCUGUAUUUGUCUCGUAGUUCGUAUCGUUUCGGAG